Colletotrichum graminicola M1.001 is the source of this 633-nucleotide messenger RNA. RefSeq names its product HD domain-containing protein. The transcript has a single exon. The record is from RefSeq and is a predicted model, not a curated record. Lineage: Eukaryota; Fungi; Ascomycota; Sordariomycetes; Glomerellales; Glomerellaceae. The coding region runs from base 1 to 633 and encodes 210 amino acids.
AUGGCAGCCACAAAGGAGGAAGUCGUUGCCAAGGUCACGGAGUACGUCGAGGGCUACAUGGCAAAGUACGACGCCUCACACGACUUCAACCACAUCAGGCGCGUUGUCUCGCUCGCCCACCGCAUCUACGCGCAGUCCCCCGCCACGCCGGCCCUGGACAAGCACACCAUCACCCUCGCCGCCCUGCUCCACGACGUCGGUGACCGCAAGUACCUCCAGCCCGGCGAGGACGCCUCGACCCUCGUCUCCGCCGUCCUCGGGUCCCUCGGCGUCGACCCGCAGCUCGCCGCCCGUGUGCAGACCAUCUGCCUCGGCGUCAGCUACUCCAGCGAGAUCAAGGACCCGGCCCGGGUCCGCGCGUUGAUCGCCGAGCACCCGGAGCUGGCCGUCGUGCAGGACGCAGACCGUCUGGACGCCAUCGGUGCCGUGGGGGUGGGCCGCUGCUUCACCUUUGGCGGCGCAAAGGGCUCGCGGAGCAUGGACGAUUCUAUCGUGCACUUUGAGGAGAAGCUGGUCAAGCUCGAGGGCAUGAUGAAGACGGCUCCGGGCAGGGAGAUGGCGCGGGAGCGAACAAGUAGAAUCCGGACGUUCAUGGAGUGGUGGGAGGACGAGGCAGGUCCCGUGAAUGCAUGA